AAAAAAAAAAAAAAUAGGAUUCAAAGCUUACUUUAUUUAAUUAGGUAAGCAGAGUUACAUAUGUCAGAAUCAUCCCUUAUUCUCUAGUAAACGAAUACAAUAUAUUCCAAUUUAAUUAUUCAGGUAUACUCCUAAGCAGCCGUUGCCGGAUAGUCGCCGUCAACGGCCGAAUUCUCCGAACUGUCGAUCCAAUACUACCACUGGAACUAGAGUUUACGGUGAAAAUCCCUCUCUCGAAUUUUCCGUUGACGAACCGAACAAAUCCUUAAGCUUGUUUCUCACCACCACUUCCUUUUAUCCGGCGAAUAUCUGUCGCUGAAAAUCCGAUCUGGCGACGCAUCGUUCUCGGACAAUAGCCGUCGAUCACUUCCUCGGUCGCUGCCGGUGUUGCCGCUGCGGGUGAGGAGCAUGCGGAGAGUUUUACGGCGGCAGAGGUGAAUGACUGGGCUAGUUUUUGCGCUUCGAGUUGGGCUUCCUGCUGCUACAGCAAAUUGGGUCGCUAAUAGCUUGAAUUUUUGCAGAGUUGCCAUAAUUGGAAGGUGAAAAAAAGGGCUAGGGGACGGCCAUGGAUUAGAUUCUGUGUUUUCGGUCUAAAGAUUUACUAAAAAAUCGUCCCUGAAUUCUUUCAUUCUCACCAACCCUUAAUUCAUCAAAUGGAUACUCAAUUAGUUCGAGGAGAAUCAUCUCACUUCUCUUAUGAAGUAUUCCUCAGUUUUAGAGGUUAAGAUACCCGAAAAACAUUCACUGGCCAUCUUUAUUCCAAGUUGUCUGAUGUUGGGGUUAAUACCUUCAUUGACGAUGAGGAAUUGAGAAAGGGUGAUGUGAUUUCAAGUAAACUAGAGAAAGCAAUGGAAGAGUCAAGAAUUUCCAUUAUUGUUUUCUCAAGAAAUUAUGCUUCCUCUAGUUGGUGUCUAAAUGAACUAGUUAAAAUUCUCGAAUGCAAAGAGAAAUUAAAGCAGAUGGUUUUGCCUAUUUUCUAUGAUGUUGAUCCUUCUGAGGUACGAAAGCAAACUGGGUUAUUUGGGAAAGCUUUGGCUAAACAUAAGGAACGAUCAUUUGGAGCUCAAAGGGUGGAGAAAUGGAGAGCUGCACUUACUGAAGCUGCAAAUUUAUCUGGAUGGGAUUUGCAAAAUGUUGCUGACGGGCAUGAAUCAAAGUUUAUUGAAAAAAUUAUACAGCAAGUUCUACAAGAGGUCAACCAGACACCUCUAGAUGUUGCUUGGCACCCGGUUAGAGGAGAUUCUCAUGUUAAAGAUAUAGAGUUGUUAUUGCAAAAUGAAUAUGAAGAUGAAGUUCGAAUUAUUGGUAUUCACAGAGUUGGUGGCAUAAGGAAAACAACUCUGGCAGAAGCUAUCUAUAAUCGAAUGUUUCGACUCUUCGAUAGCAGUUGCUUCCUUUCAGAUGUUAGAUCAGAAGUUGAAGAAUUUGGUCUUGUCAAGCUACAAGAGAAACUUCUUCAACAAGUUCUCAAAAUCGAGGACAUCAAAGUUGGCAGUGUUGCUCAAGGCGUUAAUCUAAUCAAAGCAAGACUUGGGUCAAAGAAGGUUCUAAUUGUUCUUGAUGAUGUGGACCAUAAAAGACAGUUAGAAGCCUUAACAAGAGAAAGAAGUUGGUUUGGUUCAGGUAGUUUAAUAAUCAUUACCACCCGUGACGAGCGAUUGCUAUGUCGGAUUGCAGAAAAAGAGAGAUAUGAGGCCAAACUAUUAAAUGGCAAUGAAGCUAUGUUACUUUUUUGUUGGCAUGCUUUUGACAGUGAUUUUCCACCACAAGAUUAUGUUAAUUUGGCACACGACAUAAUCGAAUAUUCAGGUAGGCUGCCUUUAGCUCUUGUGACAUUGGGGUCACAUUUACAAGGAAGUUCUGUAGAAGAAUGGGGAUAUGAAUUAGAAAAACUAAGAGCAAUUCCUCAUUGUGAUAUCCAAAAGAUUCUCAAGAUAAGCUUUGAUGGGCUUGAUGGAGAAACACAGAUUGUUUUCCUCGAUAUUGCAUGCGCCUUCCAUGGGUUUGAUGAGCAUGAAGUUACUGAAAUAUUAAAUGCAUGUGGUUUUCAUUCUAAAAUUGCAAUUGCAACUUUAGUCCAAAAACACUUGCUCCAAAGAACUCCGUAUCAUUUGGUGAUGCAUGAUCUAGUGCGAGAUAUGGGAAGAGAAAUCGUUCGCUUGGAAUCACCUCGAGACCCCGGAAAACGAAGUAGAUUGUUCAUCCCUCGAGAAGUUCGUGAUGUUCUACAAGGAAAUGAAGGUUCCGAAAAUGUAGAAGUACUGAAGGUAGAUCGAGGGACAUUAAACGGAGUGAACUUGAGCACCAAAGCAUUUGAACAAAUGAAAAACCUUAGGGUUCUUAUAAUGGAUGAGUUACAUAUUAGUGGAGAUUUUGGGUUGUUGUCCAAGAAGCUCAGAUGGUUGUCUUGGAAAAAAUGUCCUUUAAAAUGUAUACCAUCAAAUCUUCCAGCUGAGAAUCUUGUAGUUCUAUAUAUGCGGGAGAGUGAUAUCCAAGAAUUUCAAUUGAAUUUGCAGUGUUGUAAAAGUUUGAAGGAGCUGAAUCUCUCUCAUUGCAAGCAACUGAGAAGCACUCCAAACUUCAAUGGUUCACUGAGUCUUGAGACUUUGCAUCUCUAUGGUUGCUCAAGUCUGACGGAGAUCCAUCCAUCAAUAGGAAAUUUGUUCAGACUAAGUUAUCUAUAUAUAGACGGUUGCAAAAGACUUACGGAUCUUCCAAGCAGCAUAUGCCAGCUAAUAUCCGUUGAUUACUUGAGCAUUAGUAACUGCUCAUCAAUAAAAACACUGCCAGAUAACGUUGGAGAUAUGAAAAGUCUAAGAUGUCUUGAUGCAUCUGAUACUGGUAUAAAACAAUUGCCUAGAUCCGUUGAAAUGCUAAGAAAUCUUGAAAGAUUGGAUGUGGGAGGUCGAAAUUUAGAGGCCAAAAGGAGUAUUUAUAGAAGAGGAGUCCAUCGGAUACAAUACUCCUUGCCAACUUUUGUAUACGAUUUGAGCCUUACAUACUGUAAUUUGUCCGAGGCUGAUAUUCCUAGGAAUAUUGGGAGCUUAUCCUCCUUAAAAUAUAUAGAUUUGAGCGGCAAGAGUUUCCAUUGUCUACCCAUUGAUUUUUCUAAGUUACGAUUGUUGGAGAAGUUAAGUUUGAAGGACUGUGAGAAUCUCCAAACACUCCUGUCAGUAUCAAAUUUAGAGAAUCUUUAUACAAUUAAACUUGAGAAUUGCCGAAAAUUGGUCAAGAUUAUAGAGUUGGACAACCUCCCUUCUAUAGAGCAGAUUAAUAUGAUUAAUUGUAAUUCUCUGCAGAAUCCAUUCAAUGAAGGCUUCUUUAGUGCACCUGCUCUAUAUGCAUCUAGAAAUGAUCGAUAUAUGAUGCAGGCUACUGUUAGAAUUUAUCUCGAAUGUGAUGAGAUUCCAGAAUGGUGCAGGAAUCAAGUAACAGCUUCAUCUAUGUGUUUGACUUUGCCAACACAUAAUAAUGAGGAGUAUCACUUCUUAGGAAUGGUUCUCUGGUUUGUUUCCGACUUGCUCGAUGUAGUCCCGUAUAAUCCAUUCUUCAAGAUUAGUAUUGCCCAUGGAAAGCCUUCAUCGAUUUUUGUUCUUCGUUUGUUUCUUCCGACGGAAGAAAAUAUUUAUAUUCAGAGAUCACUGCUUGAUAAAAUAAAUUAAAUACCUUAGUGGUAUGGAAAUUUUGUUCUUCUGCUGUUU
Molecule: messenger RNA, 3701 nt
Organism: Nicotiana tabacum (common tobacco)
Lineage: Eukaryota; Viridiplantae; Streptophyta; Magnoliopsida; Solanales; Solanaceae
Source: RefSeq, a predicted model, not a curated record